AGAGUAAUAAAUAACACUAGCUGACAAACCUAACCUAUACAAACCUCGCGCGCACUUACUCACGUUGUGAACUGACUAAAAAAAAAAGGAAAGGGAAAGAAAAGGAAAUGAAAAUUUUACGCGCAACAAUCAGAUAUGUGUAUUUUAUGAUUCUUGUAGCGAAGGCUUGCUCCCUUUAUCAGGUUACUAGGAAUCGUGUGAUAAGAGAAGGUAUUUUCAGCCGACUGGACGGCAUGGAAUGGAUAACAUGUACACAGAUGUGUGACCAGCUAGAUGAUUGCGUCUCUUAUAACUUCGGUUUGGAUGGAAUGAAUCGUGGAAUUUGCGAGUUCAGCAAAUGCGCGUCGAAUCGAUGCGACAAAGAAAUUGGGCUGUUGUUCUUGCAAGGAAUGGUAGUCCAUCAAAUUAAAAGAGCAAAGCUUGAUGCAAUGUGUUCGCAGAUUCCAACUCCUUCAACUCAGCCCACCCUUCCUGCAACUCCACGAGAUUGUAUGGACGUCUUCCUAUCAGGAGGUAGUGUUAGCAAAAUAUACAACGUAGACCCGGAUGGGAGUGGCUUGAUGCCCGUAUUAUGUGACCAAGAUAUCGAGGGAGGGGGCUGGACAGUGUUACAGAAAAGGACUUCUGGCGGAGGAGAGGAUUUCUUUAAACUCUGGACAGACUAUGUGUCGGGCUUUGGUAGCUAUGAUGUGGAGUUUUGGAUAGGUCUCGAUCGGAUGCAUCGUUUGACGGCCUCGAGGCGAAACAUGAAGCUACGGAUCGAGCUGAUAAAAGAAGAUGGCGCUAAAGCGUACAGUGAAUAUACAGGCUUCUGGAUCGCGAGUAAUGCAGAUAAUUACAAACUGAACCUGGUAUUUGAAGGUGGCACUGCGGGUGACUCGCUGACUAUGCACCAUAAUGGCAAGCCCUUUUCCGCCAAAGACAAGGACAACGACAACUGCGCCUUCUGCAGCUGUGCGGAGCGCUUCACUGGGGCGUGGUGGUUUGACGGGACGGGGGAUGAGUGUAUGUCCUCAGAUCUGAACGGAAGAAACAUCUCGUGGCAAUCAUGGAACUUUGUGCUUAAGGGAAGCGAGAUGAAGAUACGACCGGUGCCGUAGCUAGGGAUUGGGACGGAUGGAAUCACGCGCUUACAGAAAAAAAAACAAAAACAUAAAACCGGGGGGAGAGGGGGGGAGGAUGUACAUAUAAGAAAUGUAAGGGGAUUUUAUGUUUGGGUGAAAACAAUAUUUAUCGUGUGUAUAACAUAAAAUAAUGAAGACAAGACUGUCUUCCUGCCCCCUGUGUAGCGGCAGGAAGCCUCGUCCCUAAUCUAUUCGGUGGGCCUGUCACGCUAUACAUGGUCAUGACGUCACUGGCAUUUUUACUGCCGUAUUAGAAAGAGUGAGUGCGCGCGCGAAGCAUCAUGGAGCUGACAGCAAGGGAGUAGCCUGGAAACGAAGCUAGGGGCAGGAGUGAAUAUUAGAAAUCAUGAAACCACUGUUUUCACAGAGAGCACAUCGAAGAUGCGGCUGUUGUAAGGAUAAUAGGGGUCUGGGUGAAUGAGAGCAAUCUAAAGGACGGACCAUUCAAUAUUUGACGGGGAGAAAAGCAUUUAUCCUCCUUGAUUUUUGUCUGACAUUUUUUCUGCUCGAUUUAUUUCACGAAGGAUGCGGCGAUUCUGCCACUUUUUGCUUUUUCGAUUAUUUUUAAGGACCUGAGCCUUUCUUGAGUAAAACAUCAAAUGGUCCGUCCGGAAAUUAAUACUAGAAACAGGCCCGUACCCAGGGAGUGCAAGGGGUUCGGUCCCCCCCCCCCCCCUUCCUCCCCACCACCACCAUCACAACAGACGAAAUUCCACUUUCGGUGCUCAAUAGACGUGCUAUUUGUAGACAAAACUAUAAAUCAUAAGCUAGGUCUUUCUGGUAUAUCAUCAAUCCAUAAGUCAGAUCUUUUUGUAGCCAAAUCCGACAAUAAAUGUCCCUUGGAGAUACUGCUAAGGCGAAUUUUGUUUAAUCGGAGGUUGUUAGAUUUUUAUCAGAAAACUCACCGUCCCCCGCGUCUCCUCAGAAAAAUUAGGACAAGAUCCUUUACUUAUAUCUUUGCGUGCAAAAAUACGGUAAUUCAUCGCGAGUUAGUGGCUAAUCUGCCCAUGCAACCCUUAUUCAGGGCUGUAGCCAGAGAUGAACCAUACAAUAUAAUCAGUGAAAAAAGGAUUUAAAUGUAAAAUGUCUAAAAAUAUGGCGAUAUAGAAAAACACUGAAAAUGCGAUAAAGAGGUGCAUGCCGGACAGGCUGUGUGGGUGUUUUGGGGGCGGUCUUCCUGUGGAGUUACAUAAUAAAGAUGUCGGAAGAGCAUCCCAUUCUUCACGAUCAAGAAUUUCCCUGCCCAUUUCAAGGGCUUUCAGAUGCCCCAGAUAAAGACGUAGUUCAAAUUCAGACAUCGAAAUUACAGAUGUGCUGGGAUGAGUUCAAGUGAUAUGCACAGUACAUUGUGCCCAUUUUGUUGGUAAAUGCAGUUGUUGUGCUGUUGCUAGUUCUACUGUUAUAAUGAGCUACAAGAGAUGAUAAUGGCACAACCAUGAAAUGCAGACCCAUGAAAUGUCCAUGGCAAGACUUCACCAGGGAGGAAAAGAUGUGAGUGAACAAAAGAUUUUUGGGCUCAUAUGUACAGACCAGCCCCAGUUUCAAGUAGCAAUAAAGUGUGGUAUGCCAUAAACAUUUUUCAGGAGCGUAGCCAGGGGGGUGAUUGCCCCCCCCCCUUUUAGCAACCAAAAAUGCAGUAAAUGUAUGAGACAUUAUCUAAAAUACAGGAUAAAAUGCCUUGAAAGUCCUUUUUUGGCCCCCUCCUGUUAAAAAUCGCUGAUAUUAACUAAUUAUUAUGUUCAGGCCCAUCGAAAGGUGAUGUUAGCAUAGUUUCAAAUAAACUGCCUAUGCACUUGGCUAGCAACCAAAGAGAAGUUAGGAAAAGAUAGAUUACCCAAGAUGAACAAAAAAUUACAAAAUAGAUACAAGGUAAAACCGCCAACCACCCACACCUUCCUGUUGCACUCACACCAUGUGUACCCCCCUGUGUAUGCUCUGCCUGCCUUUGUCAAGAUAAAAAAGUUGUCAAUUUAUGUUUUUUUUUAAAGAGAGAUGUGUAGAGCUGUAUAGCUCUAAAAGUCUUAAAGAGUUUCGGUCAGCCAUCAACCUGUUAUUUGCCAAGUUUCAACACAUAAUUUGUAAUGUUGAAUGAAAACAACAAAGAUGUGGCUGAUUAUGGCUCUUUAAGUUGUAUUUUACCUUUAUGCUAUACAACACGUAUCCCAAAUAAUAUGACAAGUCUGUCACAAACUGAGUUGUUCAGCUGGCAUUCUUUGAUGUAGUGGUUUGGGAUUCAGUGCAUAAUAGAAACAUAUACAGAUGGCUUGAUAUACAACAUGGUAUAACUAAACAGACUACAAACAAGCUGUAUAGAAAAAACUAGAUGGUCUGUGUAGGCGUGUUGUAGACAAAGUUAUAAAUCAACACAAGAUUGAAAAGGUAUGCUGAACGCCUCUGUGAAACAGAGUAGUUGCGCUGGGACAAGAUGGACAAGAUUCUUGACCAAUCGCCUUAUUUACUGGAAGCUGUCGCAAUAUUUUCAAUUGAAUUUGGUAAAUAGAGCCUGGUUUUUUUAUAUAUGCACAUGAGCUCACCUCUACGAUAUGUUUAUAGUUAGCGCAACUACUUUGAUUCACAGAGGCGUUCAACAUACCUUUUUAACCUUCUGUUGAUUUAUACUUCAAUAUACAACAUGUUCGUAGGUUGGUUGUAGGUUGAGAGGGGGAGGGAUCAUUUUUAAGGCCUCAGUAAAAUUUCAUAUAGAUUCCGUAGUCAAUAGAAGCUGCAUUUUCUUCUCAGCUGCAAAGGAUAUUCUGAAGUUUCACUCUCUAGAGAUUCGUCAAGAACUUUAAUAAAAUUUCAUAAUAAGCAGACAGGGGGAAGUACAGUGGUCUAAGAAUAUGCUAAAAUUAUUCUAAGAAAUUCUGUGCUUGGCACUAGGUAUGUCAUACUGAGGUGCUAAAUAGAAUGAUCACGGAAGAGCUAUAAAUAUUAAUGAGCGUUUGUUUAAUAUCAUUUUAAAGGGUUCCAUGAGCUGUAAUCGUGUGCUAUAUUUUGUAUACAGUCGAUUGACAAAAGGUUGUCGUGAACCGGCUUUGCGAGUACGCGACAAGCACACUUGUAAGCAUAGGUUGAAAAGAUUGAAAUCGAUUGAAAAGAGCAUAAAAGAGCAGAGGAACUCACAUCUACGGUUUUGAAAUCGAUUAAAAGUCGAUUGAAAAGAACUUGAGCGCAGAGGAACUCACAUCUACGGUUUUGAAAUCGAUUAAAAGUCGAUUCUGAAUAAAGUUUGAAUCAUCUCUUA
Molecule: messenger RNA, 4368 nt
Organism: Nematostella vectensis (starlet sea anemone)
Lineage: Eukaryota; Metazoa; Cnidaria; Anthozoa; Actiniaria; Edwardsiidae
Product: ficolin-2
Exons: 6
Coding region: 108-1100 (330 amino acids)
Source: RefSeq, a predicted model, not a curated record